CCGUUAGGAAAGAGCUUCUGGUUUCAGAGCAGGGGGACUUUGGAGAGGCUGUCCUUGCACCAGUCCUUCUUCUCGGAUGCCUCCGGUGGCCUUCAGAGAGGAGCUGAGCACGCAGGAGGGCGUCUGCUGAUGGAAAAUGACACACCUGGAGGGGAAAGAGGCUGUGGUGAGGCACCUCCGGGCAAAGCUCCAAGGGGACAGGAAAGACCCUCUGGCCACAUCCCUUGCAGUGGAGCUGGGACAGACCCCAGCACCAGGCUCCAAGGGUGAGCCUCCUCCUGAGUCCCCCUGGGGCAGGAGGGUGGACUUCAGCAGAGCUUCUCCAUCUCACAGCAAAAGUCAGAGUGUGGGACAGCAUUCACCUCCUCACGCCGUCAGUGAGGCCCCGGGGUGGAUGCUGAGACUGAAGAAGGGGAUUGCUCAAGACUCCAGCUUCUCCCCAGCCCCUGCAAAGCCAGGAGGAGGAGACACAUUGAACAGGGAGGUGGGAGCCACCUCUGAUCCUCCCCAGAGAAGCCUAGCCCCACAGACGUGGCCAUUUGCCAAAGACAAGGGUCCUUCAGCAGUUCCUGCCAAAGGCAGAGCUGUGGGAGCCUCCCUGAACGCUGUGGGAAGACCCCACAGGACAGGGCACCCAGCUCUGCCUCGGAGGAAACCUCUGCCCCAUGUCAAGGUGCUGGGAGCAAGGCCAGCCAAGCCCAGGCGUCCUCCUGCCGUGGAUCUGGAGAAGUUUGGUGCAGCUGCACGUCCUGGGAAACCUGCUGUGGAGCCACCAAGGAGCACUCAGCUGGGUUACCCAAGACCAGGCUACGUGGCCCCAGCGCGGUUCCCACCGCAGGAUGGUCCGAGGGUGAAGGGGGAUGAAGAUGAGAUCUACGACGACGUGGAGUCUGUGGGGCUGCUCAGGACAGACCAAGGCUUUCUGCUGCCCCUCGUGUCCCGGCCCCCAGCCUAUCCCCACCCCAGAGGAGGUGGUGAUGCUGGUCCAGCCUCCAACAGGGUUGCCUUCCUGGCGCCAGCACAGAGGUAACAGGGGUUUUUACUCCAAGAGACCCAAAAUGGCCAGAGCUCCUCACUGCUUUGACAAAGUUUGGGGGUCUCAUGGUCUCUGCUGAGCUUGUGAUAGAAAUACCUGUGGU
Apus apus (common swift) is the source of this 1139-nucleotide messenger RNA. Its product is annotated as basic salivary proline-rich protein 1-like. The record is from RefSeq and is a predicted model, not a curated record. Gene Ontology annotation, biological process: protein localization to plasma membrane; integrin-mediated signaling pathway; T cell receptor signaling pathway. Bases 137 to 1030 code for a protein of 297 amino acids. The transcript is spliced from 5 exons. Gene Ontology annotation, cellular component: plasma membrane. Lineage: Eukaryota; Metazoa; Chordata; Aves; Apodiformes; Apodidae.